Magnolia sinica is the source of this 711-nucleotide messenger RNA. RefSeq lists its product as uncharacterized. NCBI's taxonomy places the organism in Eukaryota, Viridiplantae, Streptophyta, Magnoliopsida, Magnoliales, Magnoliaceae. The coding region runs from base 181 to 711 and encodes 176 amino acids. The record is from RefSeq and is a predicted model, not a curated record. The transcript is spliced from 4 exons.
AUUUAUAUAUUUGAAUAUCGAGCCGAGUAAAAUUAUGCUCUUUCAGCCCUUCGACACAACCCGACCCAACUCAACAUCAAAUAAAAUCGAGUUUUAGUAUUAUUGAACUACUGUUUUUACGCUUAAUUUCUCAUCCCUAGUGAUUUAUUCACUUCAUUAUUUUCAUUUCAGGGACAAGUUAUGGCUUUAACAAGACGCUGCAGCAUAUUUUCAUACAUUUAUUCAUUAUACAUGUACAUUGUUGAGUUGCUGAAUAAGAUACAGAUGUUGGGGAUGGAUGAUGUAACAAUAGAGCAACAUGUACAUUCCAAUGCUGAGAUUAGCACAGGAUUACAAAUCCAAAUAGACAUGCAAAACAUGAAUUCUCAAAUACCAAAUCAAAAUCAGGGCCAUGAAACCAGCACCACAAUUGCAAUAAACCAACAAGCUGAUGGAGUAGUAGGAGGAAUGAAUUCUGAAGCUAGUCAACUGCAACCAUCACAAAAUGAGACACAAGCAAAAGACCUAAAGACCGGAUUAACGGUUGCAAUCUGGGCUAGUGAGAUUGCCGCUUGCGGAGUUAUUGCAGUUUUGGCAGGAUUUCUUGGAAAUCAAACAACAGGUUCAAGCCACAAUUUUUUCUUCAAGGCAUCCUUAAUUUCAUUGUGCAUCACUUUCAUCUUUGGGAGCUGCAUACUUAAAGAGAAAAACGUUGAUACUCUGAUAGUGUGA